Messenger RNA from Fusarium coffeatum, 1086 nucleotides. RefSeq lists its product as uncharacterized. Bases 1 to 1086 code for a protein of 361 amino acids. The transcript has a single exon. Lineage: Eukaryota; Fungi; Ascomycota; Sordariomycetes; Hypocreales; Nectriaceae. The record is from RefSeq and is a predicted model, not a curated record. Gene Ontology annotation, molecular function: phosphatidylinositol binding.
AUGGCUCCGCCGCCAGAAAUCGCCAUUCCUUCCACCAGCGUCUCCGACGAGGGAUCUAAGAAACCGUAUACACUCUACAAUAUCACACUUCGACUACCUUUGCGCUCUUUCGUCGUUCAAAAAAGAUACUCCGACUUUGAUGAGCUCAACAAAACGCUCACGCAGGAAGUUGGCGCGCCACCACCAGAACCGCUUCCUGCCAAACACUGGUUGAAAUCCACUGUCAACAACGUCGAAUUGACCCGCGACCGCCAAACCGGACUCGAGAAAUAUCUACGUGCGAUCGCAGAGUCGCCUGACCGACGAUGGCGCGACACCUCAGCAUGGAGAACUUUCUUGAACCUGCCCAGCUCGAGCACGACAAAUUCUGCAGUAUCAGCGGGCGGAAUGUCGAGGAAUGCUGCCGCUGGCGCCGCGGAUCCAGGUACAUGGUUGGACAUUCAUCGGGAUUUGAAACAGAAUCUACAUGAGGCUCGACAGUGUUUGUCAAGGAGAGAUGCAGCUGUGGAUAAUGGCAACUCGACAGCUGCAGCGGAAGCAGGCGCGGCGGCCAAGAGAGUCCUCGUCCGCAGUGGAACUUUGAUCGCCACACUCGCCGACGGGCUGCGAAGAAUCCAAGAGUCUGGAAGACUAGGCGAGGGUGAACUAAGGCGUCGUCGCGACCUAGUUUCUCAAGCUCGCAUGGAACGGGAGGGUUUGGAUAAGCUUUCUAACAGCAUGCCCAGCUCAACGGCUGCUGCCGGACGAGGUGGAGUUAGUCAAGGCCAGGCUUCAGCAGCCGAUAAAGCUGGACUUCUAAGGGGAGGCCGUCCCGCCGGUCGUGUUUUGGGUGCUCCUCUGCCAGAGACAGACAAGACACGAGAGCUGGACAACUCAGGGGUGCUGCAGCUCCAGAAGCAAGAGAUGCAGAACCAGGAUCUCGCAGUCGAUCAGCUUACGGCUAUCAUCCGGCGACAGAGAGAGAUGGGUGAGCAGAUACACGAGGAAGUCGAGCAUCAGAUUCGAUACCUGGAUGAGUUGGAUCAGGAUGUCGACCGAACAGGUGCGAAGCUGAAAGUUGCCAACAACCGCAUUAAGAAGAUGUGA